Molecule: messenger RNA, 1129 nt
Organism: Durio zibethinus
Lineage: Eukaryota; Viridiplantae; Streptophyta; Magnoliopsida; Malvales; Malvaceae
Source: RefSeq, a predicted model, not a curated record
ACACCGUACGCGGGUUUUGGUAAGUUGUAAAUUGAGAUGGAACGAGCUUUGGACGUUUCAAAACGUCCAAUUUUGGCCCAAUAAAAUGCCUUCCUCUUCGAAACUCUCUCGAGCUUCUUCCCUCACCCAAAAAAACAAAAAAGGAAAAUAAAAAAUGCCUUUAUUCCUUCAUUAUUCGUGACACACUGGCUAAUAAAGCACUUCUUUUUUGUUUCUUUUCUAUUAUAACGUCCCUUGAACCGUGACAUAAGGAGAACACAAAGGAAGACAAAGGGGAGAAGAGUGAUUAUAAAGAGAACACAUCGACAAAUACACCCAUUGUUUGCUUCUUCCCUUUGAUUCAGCCUUGUUUUUGUGAACCGUCACAUUGGCUAAGGACUAUUUGUCUCUAAGCUAUGGUUCUUGACAGCGUUGUAUCUUCUCCCCAUCGGAGGUCAGGAUCAAUGAGGAAGCAAUUCCUAAAAGAUGAGUUGGGUAGCUGGUCAACACUUGUUCAGAGGCAUAGAUUCCUCUUAACAGCUUUGGGACUCUUAGCAUUCCUAUGUACCAUCUACCUUUACUUUGCUGUUACUUUAGGGACCACGGAUACAUGUUCUGGGUUGAAAGGAACACAGAAAGCAACGUGUAAACUGCAGCAUGCAAGGUCGACUCUGUCCCAUGGAAAACUGAAAUUCAUUUAGCAUGUUUAUACCAAAUUAAUAGUUGCUUUUAUUAUUAUAAUAUUCAUUUUUAGGCCAUUUGAGGGUAUUUAAAUUUGAAAAAAAUGCAAUUCAUUUAUUGUAGAUUAUUUUGUGUUGGUAUGCUUGUUGGUGUUCAUAUACAGUGUUUAAUCUGUGCAGCAGAAAUUGUCAUUCUAAGUUAAUUGUAAUGAAUUAAUCUUAUGAAGAAGCUAAUUUUCCAAAUGUUGAAGAUGCUGACAAUGCGGUUGUUUUAAACUUUUGAAGUUGGUAAGAAAUGCUUUUAUCUUUCAUGCAUUAAGAUUGUGAUGCAAACUAUUUUGAAGUUGCAAUACCUUUAUCAAUAAUCUGUUGAAAAUUUUAUGUAUUACAAAUUUUGAAGUUGCAAUACUCAGCUUUUGUGUUUGCUAGGGAUGUUAAUAUUAUUCAUACCCAAUUAAAAUUUACUUUUU